Hibiscus syriacus is the source of this 474-nucleotide messenger RNA. RefSeq names its product secreted RxLR effector protein 161-like. Lineage: Eukaryota; Viridiplantae; Streptophyta; Magnoliopsida; Malvales; Malvaceae. The coding region runs from base 1 to 474 and encodes 157 amino acids. The record is from RefSeq and is a predicted model, not a curated record. The transcript has a single exon.
AUGUUUGAUAGUUAUCAAUCAAAUCCUGGACUGGCUUAUUGGAGAACUGCAAAGAAAGUUUUAAGGUACUUGCAAGGCACUAAGGAUCACAUACUCACAUAUAGAAGAACUAGUAACAUUGAUGUUGUUGGUUACUCGAACUCAGGCUAUGCCGGAUGUUCGAAUACCCAAAAGUCCACAUUCGGCUAUGUGUUUAUUCUAGCUGAUGAAGAUGUCUCAUGGAAGUGUGGUAAGCAGACUGUCAUUGGUACGUCCACUAUGGAGGCUGAAUUUGUAGCAUGCUUUGAAGUUACAGUUCAAUCUUCAUGGUUGCGCAAUUUUGUUGAUGGUUUAGGCAUCGUUGGUACCAUUGCUAAACCGAUGAGGAUUUAUUAUGAUAAAGCGGCAGUUGUAUUCUUCUCUAAGAAUGAUAGAUACUCCAAGGGUAUCAAACAUAUGGAUUUAAAGUAUCUAUAUGUCAAAGAAGAGGUGUAA